Molecule: messenger RNA, 538 nt
Organism: Stylophora pistillata
Lineage: Eukaryota; Metazoa; Cnidaria; Anthozoa; Scleractinia; Pocilloporidae
Source: RefSeq, a predicted model, not a curated record
GAAUACGAAGCCACAUGGACUUUUGUGUGGUCCCAAACGAAGGAGGUUGUUCUCCUCCUGAUGGGAGCUAUCUUAUCCUCACCAAAACGGAAGGCACAGCUUGUAAUGCAACCGAUCAGAUUUUUUUUUUGGACCAAGAUGGAGUUAUCUAUCAUACAUGCAGCAGGAAAGUAGUUUGUCCACAGGACAAUAGCCCUACUCGUCAAAAGAAACUUAUGUUAAAGGAUAUGUGCGAUCUGAGCAUUUCAAGGCAUGUCAGGUUGCCAGUCCAUAAUAACCUGAAGAAUUUAAAGAACAAUUUCUGUGUUCAUCCACGUGGUGGAUGGCCAGUUGAGGGAGUGCAUUUGGUGUACUGGCCAGAAUGUGAUAUGGCAAGAUUGAAGCUCAACUUCUUUGAACUUGGUGCACCAACUCCCUGAAUUCCAGUGCGAAGAAAAAUUUAUUCCCUUAUUGGAAAUUGUAAUAACACAACAAAUGCCAAUUGCCGCGGGAGCUGCGGUAGACUAGAUGUUAGAUAAUAAAGGCACGAGUUACUGCA